GGUGUCGCUUCAUCUCUUGCCAUCCUUCGUCGAUGAACUUCGGCGACCACCUGCCGCUUCCGACCCAGUGCCACGCAAUGAAGACAUCGUUCUGGCCAGGCAACUGGAAAAGCUGAAGCCCGACAAAUUGAACUUGCAUUUGUUGCUCUGGAAAGAAGACUGCAGGGGUUGCGAGACGCUGUCCUUCGGUACGCGGUCGUUUGCAGCCAACGACUCCACAAUGGCCAGCUGCCGCAGCAUAU
Messenger RNA from Symbiodinium sp. CCMP2456, 242 nucleotides. The record is from the annotation of a GenBank genome assembly. Lineage: Eukaryota; Dinophyceae; Suessiales; Symbiodiniaceae.